AUGGCCCGAGCAAGCGCAGAGAAAACCGUCCAGUGCGAGCGCCGAACUGACCCGGAGAAAGUUGGACUUUGGACACGCACGGACGCACGGACGCACGCAGAAAGCAGGAAGUUCCCGCUGCUGCUGAAGUGCCGGCGCACGUUUCUGCGGGCUCUUAUGGGAAUUAGGCACUCGUCCCGGUGCAUGCUCCUCAGGAGAAAAAUGGCGGAGUCUGAGAGCAGUGAGUCGGUGCAGCCCACCUCGCUGCCCAAGCCUGUGCCUUCCGUCCAGCACGCCGCUCGGCCCCUCCGCCCACCACACACGCCCCACGCCGCCAGCCUCCCCAGCUGCCCGGGCCGGGGCAAGAUGGCCAAGUUUCUCAACCCAGAGGAGAUGACCUCCAGAGACUACUACUUUGACUCCUAUGCCCACUUUGGGAUCCAUGAGGAGAUGCUGAAGGAUGAGGUGAGGACGCUAACCUACAGAAACUCCAUGUACCACAACAAGCACGUCUUCAAGGAUAAGAUAGUGCUGGAUGUCGGGAGUGGGACCGGCAUCCUCUCCAUGUUUGCAGCCAAAGCGGGAGCGAAGCACGUGUACGGGAUUGAAUGUUCCAGUAUAUCAGAGUACUCAGAGAGGAUCAUCAAGUCCAAUCACCUGGACAGUGUCAUCACCAUUUUCAAUGGGAAGGUGGAGGAGGUGGAGCUUCCAGUUGAACAGGUUGACAUCAUCAUAUCUGAGUGGAUGGGCUACUGCCUCUUCUACGAGUCCAUGCUCAACACGGUCAUCUUUGCCAGGGACAAGUGGCUGAAACCUGGUGGGCUGAUGUUUCCAGACCGAGCGUCUCUUUAUGUGGUGGCUAUAGAGGACAGGCAGUACAAAGACUUCAAAAUACAUUGGUGGGAGAACGUGUACGGCUUUGACAUGACCUGCAUCCGCAACGUGGCCAUGAGAGAACCCUUGGUGGACAUCGUGGACCCCAAACAGGUGGUGACUAAUUCCUGCCUGGUAAAGGAGGUAGACAUCUACACUGUAAAGCCAGAGGAUAUGUCAUUCACCUCAUCAUUCUGCCUGCAAAUCCAGAGGAACGACUACAUCCAUGCAGUGGUCACUUAUUUCAACAUAGAGUUCACCAAAUGCCACAAGAAGACGGGCUUCUCUACAGCUCCCGAUGCUCCGUACACUCACUGGAAGCAGACUGUGUUUUACCUGGAGGACUAUUUAACCGUGCGCAGAGGAGAGGAGAUAGCCGGGAGCAUCGCGAUGAAGCCUAAUGAGAAAAACAUUAGGGACUUGGACUUUACUUUUGAGCUGGAUUUCAAAGGGCAGCUGUGCGAAGCCGCCAUAUCGCACGACUACAAGAUGCGUUAA
Messenger RNA from Menidia menidia (Atlantic silverside), 1350 nucleotides. NCBI's taxonomy places the organism in Eukaryota, Metazoa, Chordata, Actinopteri, Atheriniformes, Atherinopsidae. The record is from the annotation of a GenBank genome assembly.